UUAUAUUGAGAAAAUGUAAGACAAAAAAAAAGUUCUUUUUAUCAAAAUAUUCAGAUUUCAUGAAUAUUUAUGAUAGGUUAGUGAAAUUUUACACAGUUAUUGCUUAACUCUAGUAAUCUUUGCAAGUUACAAACUAAUUACCUAUUUUCUCAGCAGGGAGUGGGAAGGCGGGAGUGAGUUAACCGAAAGGAAAGAGAUUCUUCCAUUCAUUCACUGUCCGCGCUUCAUGUGAUAGCUGUGCGCACUUUUCAGUUCAUGAACAAAGUUAACAUUUAAUGAGUUUCAACUGGUAUGGGAUAUAUAAAAAGAUGAUUAUACUUUUUAUGUGAGAGAUUUCUUCGUUUGCUUUUUUUUUUCAUAAACAACAGACUUUAUAGAUUGUUCCGUUCUUCAUCGCUCAUUUGAGAUAAUCUUAUCAUAUGAUUAUGCGAAAUAAGGUUUCGAACAAAUGAUUUAUGAAAGAAAAGCGAUGGAUUUUGAAGACUGGAAUUUGAGCGUUUUCGAGAAUUUCAGUGAUUACAUGGAAUAUGACAGAGACGAGUCCUACGGCAUGUACUUUUUAGAUGAGCUUAUCCCCGUAGCUCUUGUGUAUGGAAUAACGCUGAUAGUUGGGUUAAUCGGGAAUAUUUUAAUUAUAUACACAGUUGUCAGUUUCCGAAGAAUGAGGACCAUCAGCAAUGUCUUCCUUGCAUCUCUUGCAACAGCAGAUCUCUUGGUCGUCGUAAUAUGUGUCCCAGUUAAGUUUGGACAGUUAUUUUCCUAUUCGUGGGCACUGGGUGAAAUUGGUUGCAAAUUUGUCCACUAUGUGCAGAACGUCUCCGCAACCUGCUCUGUACUCACACUCACGUCGAUGAGUGUCGAAAGAUACUAUGCCAUUAUGCAUCCAGUGAAGUCCAGAUAUCAAUGCACAAUGAGACAGGCUCGACGCGUUAUCAUGGUUAUAUGGUUCCUUUCAUUCGUCACUGCUCUUCCCAUCAUAUUAGCACAAAUCCAUAUAGAGGUAGGAGAACGAUACAAGGCAUAUUGGUGUGUUCGAAAUUGGCACCAACCCUGGAUUUGGCGAAGUUAUGAAGUCUAUAUGCUCAUCCUGAUUUUAAUUGCUCCUAUCUUAAUAAUGGGUUUCGCAUAUACUAAAAUAUGUCACCAGUUAUGGAUUGUGGUAAAGGACAGAGCAAGUAUGAUAUCAGGUGAAAUGCCGGAAACUGAAACAGCUCUAAAAGAGUCACCCUCAAGGCGUCAUUUUUUGACUUCCAACAAUUCAAGUAGGAAAGUGAAGCGAAAGCGGAAACUCCAAUAGUUGGAAGCGGACAACACAACUGUCAAACAAGUAGAACAAGAUAGUCAACUCACUUCACAAUUUUUCAUUUUGGUUCUUUGUUGUAAAUAAAAAUGGUUCAUGCUUUCUCCAAUUACACGUGUUUAAAGUAUGAAACAUUUCAGGGAAAUCCUUUAGCUGCCAUUUAUAAAAGAACGAAGGGUAUCUUUAACUAUGCUGCAGUUGGGUUAAGAAUAUUAAAUAGAAUAUUAACGCAUAAAAGAAAAAAAAUAUAGCUAACAGGGACAGACGACUGUUUCAGUACUGUAACAAGUAACGUCAUCAUACUGAGGUACGAGAAGUGGAAAUAUUAACGGUACCAACAUAGUUUUAACUAGUAUUUAAUUUAGAUGGGGGAAAAAUUGAAUACCAUUGAGGCGAAUAGAACAAGACCGCAGGUAGUCAUUUCUUAAUAUAAUAAGAGAAAAAGUGGGAAAAGGAAAGGCAAAAAAAUAAAGAGAUUUUUGUAAACGAGUAGAAAAUAAGGGAUACUUAAAAAACUCAAACGUUUAUAGAAUGAGAAAUGAUUCUCAAAUGACAGUUCCUACUUUUUUAUGUCAUUUCUUCAUUUUGUCAUUUCUUCGAUAAUUCUAUCAAUACUAAAAAUGAUUAAUUCCUCCACUUUUAUAAACAUUAUUUUACUCAAUAUUUUUAACGUUAUUAAUAAAACUUUCAUAACAUUGUUACAUAUCUACAAGCACUCAGAUCGCACACAAAAAAGUACAAUACUUAAAGUCAGACAUAAAUUUAAAAACUACUG
Messenger RNA from Parasteatoda tepidariorum (common house spider), 2075 nucleotides. RefSeq names its product QRFP-like peptide receptor. The record is from RefSeq and is a predicted model, not a curated record. Gene Ontology annotation, cellular component: plasma membrane. Gene Ontology annotation, biological process: G protein-coupled receptor signaling pathway. Gene Ontology annotation, molecular function: neuropeptide Y receptor activity. Lineage: Eukaryota; Metazoa; Arthropoda; Arachnida; Araneae; Theridiidae.